Molecule: messenger RNA, 645 nt
Organism: Toxorhynchites rutilus septentrionalis
Lineage: Eukaryota; Metazoa; Arthropoda; Insecta; Diptera; Culicidae
Product: general odorant-binding protein 99a-like
Exons: 2
Coding region: 122-538 (138 amino acids)
Biological process (GO): sensory perception of smell
Molecular function (GO): odorant binding
Source: RefSeq, a predicted model, not a curated record
CAGACUCCAGAGAAGGUUGGACAAUAUAAAAGCAACCUGUUCUUGACGGACUGAGUAUUAGUUCCACUUUUUCUUGCACCGUAGAAGGUAAUCCCCACGUGAACAAGGAGUAUUUUUCAAGAUGAAACUGUUCAUCACAGCAUUCGCAUUGAUCGUGGCGGUUUCCGCCGACUUCACGGUUCAAACGAGGGAAGACCUAUUACGCUACAGGUCGGAGUGCGCUUCCUCGCUGAACAUCCCAGAGGAAACGGUUGAGAAGUACAAGAAAUGGGAAUUCCCGGAGGAAGACAGCACCAAGUGCUACAUCAAGUGUGUCUUCAACAAGAUGCAUCUGUUCGACGACACUACCGGACCGAAUGUGGACAAUCUGGUACAGCAGUUGGCUCACGGUCGUGACGCCGAUGAAGUUCGCGCAGAGGUUGUCAAGUGUGUCGACAAAAACACCGAUGAUAACGCCUGCCACUGGGCCUUCCGUGGAUUCAAGUGCUUCCAGAAGAACAACCUGCAGCUGAUCAAGUCCAGCAUCAAGAAGGACUAAGUGCAGCGAGCUGAUCGCGUUCAUCGUGAUAAUGUUGUUUUAGCAUUCCGUGCCGACGUUAUGUCCGAAGAUAGGUGGAAACUAAAUAAAGCAAUUCUAUAAAUGAA